GGGACAGUGGAGGGACUGUCUGCUCAUGGCACUCCGCUUGCAGCUGGAGGAGAGCUGCAGAGAGGGGGAGCAACUGAACAGCGGGGAAUGAGAUUAAUGCACAGGUAGAAAUUGGUCGACCACAGUUGGAUGCAUGAGUUACACAUCAAAUCGUUUAAACUUGUUAGAUUAGAUUAGUGUCAGCAGGAGGGAACAGAUCUGCAGUGGAGGAAAAGCAAGACAAGAUGUGCUGCGUCCGUGGCGCCACCAGUGCGCUAUCUGGGGACAGAGUGAGCGACGGCGACGCGCUGACACCCCGCUUGUAGAUGGCUCCAACAUUUGGGGUGCAAAACAGGUGUCAGGGAAGUGUCGUCACGAACCCCGGAAGCCGGAGGAGGUGGGAACAUCAGAGGGAAAGAUGGCAGCGAAAUCCGAUGGUCGCGGGGUCGUCACCGGUUUCGCCCAGCUGCACAACCUGGACGAGGUGGUGGGGACCGGGGAGGACGACACUAGGAACAGCAGCUCAUUCCACAUCUGCCAUUGCUGCAACACCUCGUCGUGCUACUGGGGCUGCCGGAGCGCCUGCCUGCAUUACCUCCGGGGGAAGGGGAAGGGGAAGGAGAAGGAGAGAGAUGCGGCGCGGCCACCGCAGGAGGAGCGCCUCUGGCUGGACUGCCUGUGGAUCAUCCUGGCACUGCUGGUCUUUUUCUGGGACGUUGGGACCGAUUUGUGGCUGGCCAUCGACUAUUACCACAAGCAGGACUUCCUGUGGUCAGGCCUGACCCUGUUCUUCGUGCUGGUGCCCUCAGUUCUGGUCCAGAUCCUGAGCUUCAGGUGGUUUGUGCAGGAUUACACUGGGGGCGGACUGGGCUCCGUGGAGGGGCUGAGUAGCCGAAGAGCUACAGCCGGUCUGCAAAGAGACAGGUGCUGCCGCCUCUCUGUCUGGAUCUGGCAGACAGUCAUACACAUCUUUCAGUUGGGACAAGUGUGGAGGUCGAGAGAGGGCUGCACUGAGUUUGGGAGGAGAAGAAACGUCUUCAGUAUCUCAACCGAAGUGAUGUACAUCCGCACCAUGUACCUCGGUAUACAAAGUCACCGGCAGAAGGAGAACCAGCGGCGUUUUUACUGGGCUAUGAUGUACGAGUAUGCCGAUGUCAACAUGCUGCGACUGCUGGAGACCUUCUUAGAAAGUGCCCCUCAGCUGGUGCUGCAGCUCUGCAUCAUGAUCCAGAGCAACAAGGCUGAGUGGCUGCAGUGUUUUUCUGCCAUGUCCUCCCUCCUGUCCCUGGCCUGGGUGCUAGCCUCUUAUCACAAACUCCUGCGCGAUUCACGUGAUGACAAGAAGAGCAUGAGCUAUCGAGGUGCUCUGCUGCAUCUGUUCUGGCGCCUUUUUACCAUCUCCUCACGGGUGCUCUCCCUCGCCCUAUUUGCCUCAGUUUUCCACAUCUACUUUGGCAUUUUUGUGGUGCUCCAUUGGUGUGCCAUGGCUUUCUGGGUCAUCCAUGGUGGCACCGACUUCUGCAUGUCCAAAUGGGAGGAGGUACUGUUCAACAUGGUGGUGGGAGUGGUCUAUGUCUUCUGUUGGUUCAAUGUACGUGAGGGCCGGACACGGUACAGAAUGGUGGCCUAUUAUACAGUAGUACUGUUAGAGAACGCCAUCCUCAGCUCCCUUUGGUAUGCGUACCGCGACCCAGCCACCACUGACGCCUAUGCCUCUUUUGCCCUUUGUGGCGUCUUCCUGUGCUUUGCCUCAGGUGUGGCCUGUAUGGUUCUCUAUUAUGGGGUUCUACACCCCAUGGGCCCCCGGCUGAGGGUGCUGGCCAGCUCUUGCUGUGCUGAGCUGCUGUGGGGCCUUCCAUUACCCCCUGAGGCUGAGCCCAUGGCUCCCACUCCGGGCCCACGUGGCUCUCAGGCCACACCCACACGGGGUCUGGCAGGGGAGUAUGUGGAGUCAGAUGAAACAGCCACGGACACCUGCCUUCCGGUUUUCCAGGUGAGGUCCACAGAACCUGUGGAUUCAGCUGGCAGGCCCAUUCGGCCUGAGGGUCCUCUCAUCAAGAUAGACAUGCCCAGAAAACGCUACCCAGCCUGGGAUGCACACUUUGUGGAUCGGCGCCUGCGCAGGACCAUAAAUGUGCUGCAGUACGUUAGCCCUAACGCAGUGGGCAUCAGGUACAGGGACGGUCCGCUUCUUUAUGAACUCCUGCAGUAUGAAUCCUCCCUCUGAAGGCAUCUUCUCCCACAGCUCUG
Messenger RNA from Larimichthys crocea (large yellow croaker), 2229 nucleotides. It is a transcript of the gene xkr6b, whose product is annotated as XK, Kell blood group complex subunit-related family, member 6b. Gene Ontology annotation, biological process: engulfment of apoptotic cell; apoptotic process involved in development; phosphatidylserine exposure on apoptotic cell surface. The transcript has 4 exons. NCBI's taxonomy places the organism in Eukaryota, Metazoa, Chordata, Actinopteri, Sciaenidae. Gene Ontology annotation, cellular component: plasma membrane. The record is from RefSeq and is a predicted model, not a curated record. The coding region runs from base 398 to 2206 and encodes 602 amino acids.